Messenger RNA from Loa loa (African eye worm), 181 nucleotides. RefSeq lists its product as hypothetical. The transcript has a single exon. The record is from RefSeq and is a predicted model, not a curated record. The annotation marks the transcript as partial. NCBI's taxonomy places the organism in Eukaryota, Metazoa, Nematoda, Chromadorea, Rhabditida, Onchocercidae.
AUGGUUGAUAAUGCGAACAGUGGACAUCUUAAGUGUCACUCUGCUCUAAUCACUCACGAAUUAUCACAACUCAACAUCGACACUGCUGUUCUUAGUAAAGUUUGUAUCCAUAAGGACGGUAGCCUUAAUGAAUAUGGUGCUGGUUACACACUCUACUGGUCAGGAAAACCCAAAACCGGAA